Messenger RNA from Bufo bufo (common toad), 2234 nucleotides. RefSeq names its product proton channel OTOP2-like. Gene Ontology annotation, molecular function: proton channel activity. Bases 369 to 1937 code for a protein of 522 amino acids. Gene Ontology annotation, cellular component: membrane. The transcript has 6 exons. Gene Ontology annotation, biological process: proton transmembrane transport. The record is from RefSeq and is a predicted model, not a curated record. NCBI's taxonomy places the organism in Eukaryota, Metazoa, Chordata, Amphibia, Anura, Bufonidae.
AUACAUUUGUCUGCCACUCCUUCCCCUCCAGCACCAUCAUCUGGCACCUAUAUGCACUGUAACUGCUUUCUCCUCCUAUGGUCUUUGGUCUUUUCUCACUUGACCUUAUAUCACAGGUAACUCCUCCCAAAUGCUACUUAACAGGUCUGAUACUCCCAGUCAAACACUGUCCUGGUUGAUUCAACAGUACGCGUUCAUUUGAGUGGAUGGAGUAAAUGGAGAAUCAAGGACACGGGGAAUCAUAAGAGAAAGUAAGACAACCCAAAAAGAAGACACCACGGUAAAGCAGUCAUUGCGAUCUUUUACCAAUUGUUCUAUAGAGUGGAUACUGGAACCCAAAAUAUACCUAAAAUUUUACUGCUGACCUAAUGACCAUGGAAAUGAAGCUAGACCUGCACACCUUUGGUGACCAACUAAAGAACAACACAAAAGAGAAAAAUGGGGAUGACUGGAAAAAAGGUGGACGGCUCCUGUCUGGACUUAUGGGCUCCAACGUCUUACUCUUUGGUGGGGCUUUGGCAACUUGUGUGUACACAGAAGACGUUGACAUCUUUGAAUUUGACUUUCUUGUCUUUCUGUCCAUCAUGAUGGUAAUCUCCAUUUCGUGGAUGAUUUUUCAAAUGUACUUCACUUGGAAGCACAAAAACGCUGUUCUCUUUAAGGACUGCGAAGCAGGACCCAUAUGGAUGAGAGGAGGAGUCAUUCUGUUUGGGCUUGGCACACUUAUUAUGACAUCUGUUAAAAUUGUACAUGCGGUGGACCACAAGGACUGCAUCUCACCCAUUAAAUUUAUCUAUCCGAUCAUUUUGGCCAUCUUUGUCAUUGUACAGACAUGUUUUCUUUGGAUAACCUGCAAACACUGUGUCCAGAUAUAUAGAAAUACAACCAGGUGCUUUCUGAUGGUCUUGUUGACAGUUAAUCUGAUCUCAUGGAUCAUUGCAGUAGCUGAAGAGGCCAAACAUCACACUAAUGAACUACUAAAGCAUCUACAGGGAAAUGAGUCUGAAAACACCGCUGACAUCAUCAGUGAAAAAGAAGAAGAAUAUGAGAACUUGAACACAUGUGCCUGCAGAUCUUUGUGCAAAAUCAUCACCACUACGAUUAGCUAUUUGUAUCCCUUCAACAUUGAGUAUAAUCUGUUCGCUGCAGCUAUGCUUUACAUCAUGUGGAAGAACGUAGGACGUCAAAUUGAUGAAAGUGCAUCCCACUACCAUGGAAUAGGACCAGGAAUCUGUAAACAUAUACCCCUCCUGGGACUUGUAUCUGGAUUGGUCAUUUUGAUAAUUGGUCUAGCGAUGUUCAUCCUGUAUGAAAUGAGUAGGGAUACAAAUCAUGCUGAAUGGUUCUCACUGACUACCUUCUACAUUUUUCACGUGGUCAGCCUCAUUCUUAUGUGCCUGGCCAAUAUAGUGGGCCUUAUUAUCUUCCAAAUAGAUAAAAGAAGCAUGGACAAUGAGAAGAACCCAAGUCGUACUCUGGAUAUGGCUCUACUACUUCUGGCAACAUUAGGCCAAUACUCUAUCUCCUAUUAUUCUAUUAUAGCCAUGGUGUCUACACAACCCUUCAGCGUUUUGAGUGGACUAACCCUUAGUUAUUCGUUCUUGAUGAUCUUUCAGCACUCUAUUCAAAACUUUUUUAUCAUUGAAGGGCUCCAUCGUCUUCCACCCAAUGUAUUAUUCAGGCCCUCUAGGCAUACAGAACCACAUGAAACCAUAAAGCAGAUAGAUAUGGAAAAACGACAAUCUCUUACUGGUGCCCCCACAAAUUCAAACCAGAAAAUGACAAGAAGAGAAACCUUGACAGCUCAAAUCAAAACUCACCUCAAGAAAAGAAAAACCAUGAAAGACAUUUACUUGUUUCUUUUCCUCACUAACAUAAUAGUAAGUUCUGGAUUAUGCCAGCCUUUGGAGCUCGGAUCCGAUUUGACAACGGUUUAGAGGUUAAUUUUUAUGGUUUCUCACUCUGGGCCAUAAUUACCAACGUUUGUCUUCCUUUUGGGAUCUUCUACCGUACGCAUGCAGCUGCUUGCUUGUUGGAACUGUACAGCAUGGCCUAGAGGUGCAUUUCGUCUCCUCUCCGCACCAAUGAUGCUUCUGUGGUGUCAUCAUAACCACCUACAGGCAGAUAUUUAACAUAGUAACAUAGUUUAUAAGUACGAAAAAAGACAUCUGUCCAUCCAGUUCUGCCUGUUAUCCUGCAAGUUGAUCCAGAGGAAGGCGAAAAAACCCUGUGAG